AUGAAAGAAGCAGUAUUAGCUGUUCUAAACAACAAUAUAACAAUUAGGGAAGCCGCUCGUCAAUUUGAAGUGACUAAGUCAGCAUUACAGAGAUAUGUGGCGAAGUAUAGAAAUAUAGAGGAAGAUCAUAAAGUAAGUUUCAGUUUUGAAAGACAUCAUGGGCUUACUCAGGUCUUUACUGAUGAUGAAGAGCAGUUGCUUAGAGAAUAUUUGAUUAACGCCUCAAAUAUGUGCUAUGGGCUGUCUGCUAAAGAAUGUCGACUAUUUGCCUACAGGUUUGCAGUUUCAAAUCAAAAACCUGUUCCCGAAUCUUGGAGCGACAAGAAAUGCGCGGGAGAGGAAUGGAUGAAACUUUUCCGAGCUAGGCAUAAGUUAAGUCUCCGCACACCUGAGGCGACAAGUUUAAGCCGAGCAACAAGCUUUAAUAAGCACAACGUUAGCAUAUUUUUUACAAACCUGCGUAACGUUAUUGAGAAACACGGUUUUACAGCCAAUCAAAUAUACAACUGCGACGAAACUGCAGUCACGACUGUACACAAGCCUCCUAAAAUAAUGGCCUCUUGUGGCCAGAAACAAGUGGGCAAAAUAACUAGCGGCGAAAGAGGAGUUUUGGUAACGAUGUGUGCAACCAUAUGUGCUAAUGGUACAUAUGUGCCACCAUUUUUCGUAUUCCCGAGAAAAACUUUAAAACACAUAUGUUACAUGGCGCACCACCUGGUUCAAAAGGAGCAGCACACACAACUGGUUGGAUGA
Molecule: messenger RNA, 753 nt
Organism: Photinus pyralis (common eastern firefly)
Lineage: Eukaryota; Metazoa; Arthropoda; Insecta; Coleoptera; Lampyridae
Exons: 1
Coding region: 1-753 (250 amino acids)
Cellular component (GO): nucleus
Molecular function (GO): DNA binding
Source: RefSeq, a predicted model, not a curated record